UAUAUGUCAAAGAAAGCAGAUGUUUUCUGGGUUUCACAGAAGAGAAGUAUGCCUACAGCUUUCAAACUCUUCACAGGAUCUGCGUGGAUGAUGUUAUCUAGACCAUUUGUGGAUUAUUUCAUAUGGGGAUGGGACAAUCUUCCUCGGAUUGUAUUAAUGUACUAUGCGAACUUCCUCUCUUCACCAGAAGGCUACUUCCACACCGUGAUCUGCAACGCUCGUGAGUUUACAAACACAACAGUAAACGGUGACCUGCAUUUCAUCUCAUGGGACAAUCCUCCGAAGCAACAUCCUCACCAUCUCACGCUCGAUGAUUUCCAGAGAAUGGUGGACAGUAACGCUCCUUUCGCUAGAAAAUUCCGUAGAGAUGAGCCUGUGCUCGAUAAGAUUGAUUCUCAACUCUUGUCGCGGAGUCACGGGAUGGUCACUCCUGGUGGUUGGUGUAUCGGUACGAGGGAAAACGGAAGCGAUCCGUGUACGGAGAUUGGUGAUACUUCCGUUAUUAAACCUGGUCUUGGAGCUAAACGGGUCGAGAAACUCAUAACCUAUUUGUUAUCAACUGAGAAUUUCAGACCACGGCAAUGCAGAUACAACCAUGUGACUAAGGGCAAAAAGUACAUGAGGGUCUAUUGAUGGUCACUACUCAUUCCAUGUGACUGACUAGAGGCGAAUAGCAAAUAUUAUUUGGUUUCAACUUGACUUUAUCAAAUGUUUUGGAAAAUAGACUUAUACCACUAUUUCAGAUUA
This is a messenger RNA of Camelina sativa (false flax), 747 nucleotides long. NCBI's taxonomy places the organism in Eukaryota, Viridiplantae, Streptophyta, Magnoliopsida, Brassicales, Brassicaceae. The record is from RefSeq and is a predicted model, not a curated record.